Molecule: messenger RNA, 1026 nt
Organism: Bacidia gigantensis
Lineage: Eukaryota; Fungi; Ascomycota; Lecanoromycetes; Lecanorales; Ramalinaceae
Exons: 2
Coding region: 1-1026 (341 amino acids)
Biological process (GO): transmembrane transport
Molecular function (GO): transmembrane transporter activity
Source: RefSeq, a predicted model, not a curated record
AUGUCGUCGAUAGAACAGAUAGUUCCAGAGAAGACUACGCGGCACAAUGAGGAAGGCACUGGACAAAAGUUGGACGUUGAAGUCACGAGCUCGCACCUUGUUUGCUUCAACAGGUCGGACGACCCAUUAGACCCGCAGAAUUGGCCCGCACGCAAGAAAUGUAACCUUGCCACGUUGAUGUGCGCGCCUGCGGCUCCUGUGAUUCUGGAGGAAUUCUCCUCAGCAAACCGGCUUUAUGAAGUCCUGCAAGUGUCCAUCUGGGAGCUCGGUGAGGCGUUCGGACCUCUUCUCAUAGCACCUCUCUCUGAAAUGUAUGGCAGAGCGCCUAUCUAUCACGCUGCUAAUGUUCUAUUUUGCAUAUUCUCUGUUGCUAGUGCAUUAAGCAGCAGCUUGAGUAUGCUCAUUACAUUCCGAUUCUUCAACGGGAUUGCAGUAGCGUCGGUUGUGCUGAACCCGUCGAUCGUCGGCGAUAUCUUCAUCACAGAAGAGCGAGGGGGUGCAAUGUCCAUAUUGACUGUUCUACCUCUCCUUGGGCCUUGCAUAGGUCCUGUUAUAGGAGGAUACGUUACUCAGUCGAUCGGGUGGCGGUGGUUAUUCUGGCUUGCUGCCGUAUUCGCAGGUGUCGUCGAGAUUGCAUUUGCGUUCUUCUUUUGCGAAACGUACAAAGUACAAAUAUUGAGACGCAAAGCUAGGCUGCUGCGUAAGCAGACUGGUGAUCCCAUGUACCGGUCAGAGCACGAUGUGGUCUUCGACCUAGCAACCUUUCUGACCACGUCCAUCAUAAGGCCUGUUCGAAUGACGAUCUUGUCGCCGAUCAUUUUCUUGCUGUCGCUUUACGUUGCUGUGGUUUUUGCGUACACUUACAUUCUCUUCACAACCCUAACAAAGGUCUUCGGGGACAAUUACCAAUUCUCUACGAGCUCAGCCAGCUUGACCUUUUUAGGGCUCGGUAAGAUCUACUUGGCAUGUGUUGAAGCUGUUGCUGAACAAUUUGAGCUGACCACAAAUCAGGUGUCGGCUUUGUAA